Nematocida parisii ERTm1 is the source of this 198-nucleotide messenger RNA. RefSeq lists its product as uncharacterized. The record is from RefSeq and is a predicted model, not a curated record. The transcript has a single exon. Lineage: Eukaryota; Fungi; Microsporidia. The coding region runs from base 1 to 198 and encodes 65 amino acids.
AUGAAUACACUGCUUGUCUGCACAGGAUUAGCUGUUCUCCCACUAUCGACCUAUUUUAUUAUGGGGGUUCUUGGGGCGAAUACGCUUUGGAAAUCCUUUAUUUCUAUGUUAUUUAUGGUAUUUUAUAUAAUAUUCAUAACUAUACUGGCAGUGAGGAAGGCAGAAUCAGAAGAGCUCAGAACAAAAAAGAACACUUAA